CUGGCAUGAGCUAGACUACAUUUCCCAGCUCCCCUUGCGGUUAGCUGGAACCACGUGACUGCAUUUGGACCCAUGGAAUGAGGACAGCUUUGCCGCUAUAAUGCUCCUCCUUCCGGAUCUUAUUCUUACCCCCAGCCUUCACCCCACCAAGUAGUCUUCAAGACUCCCUUUCUCUCCCCCCGUCUGCUGGUAGAAGAAUGAAGAGAAUCCCAGGGCCCUAGAGGAGGGAAUAUAGUAGCUCCAGCUGGUCUUAAGGGUUAACUUGCUUCAAGGUAACACAAUUCUUGCUUGCUGACUUAAAGCCCUUGAAAGAAACCUAGUUAAAUGAAUUGCACCAGAGACUUGCAAGAACUUCCAGGUGGGAGAAGGAAGGACAAGAAGAGAUUAGAAAAAGGUCUUUGGGCCUUCGAUGUGAAGAACUCUUUAGUGAUGGAGGUGAUCGAUGCACGAAAGAUAAAGACAGAAGAAGAACUCACAGAGAACAUCGGGCUUCCCCUGUGUGUGCUUGAGAAACACAAUCCUUGGCCAGCCUAUGUGACAUAUAUGUCCCCGAUGGUGAAGAGACUCAUUGAGAAAAGCAAAGCUAGAGAUCUGGAAUGUAUGCAGGCACUCGAGGAAAGCCAACGGACAUUGAGGCAGAACAAGCUGGCCAGCAUCACUCAGCUGAAAAGGAAAAAGUCAUCUAAGGGUCCUGGAAACUUGAUGUUGAAGGACAUGAGGUCAGAGACCAUGUUAUCAGUGUGGAGCUCCUACUCCGUACCGGCCACAGGUCCCACCGCUAUGCCAGAGCCAAGGCACUUCCAUACGGAUUCCAGAGAAAAUCCCACUGCAAACUAUAACAAGAUCAUCUUCUCUCGAAAACCCAUGAUGAGGCUGCUUCCGUACAGCUCUCUUCUAGUCAGCAAAGAGAAACAUUCAAGUGUUUAGCAGGGAGCCCCUGCAGUCAUCUCCACCCCUCCACCAAGAUCGUACAGUAAUUAAGCUCCAUGUGCUGCAAAUUUCCCUAUGUCCUUUAAAUGUGAACUUGUCCCUGCUUGUGCAGAGGUUGGCUGAGAUAAACCAGAUCUGAAUGUAGGCCGUGGGUGGGCAGGUAUACCCCCUCCAGCAUGACAGUCAGAUGGGGUUGGGAAACCCCACGCCCCAGUUCCUGCCAUAUAUGCUUAGAACCUAACUGAGGAUGAAUGAGUUCCAGUCCAGGCAGGACACAGAAACCACACCGGUUACUAUACCAGAGGUAAUCCAAUAGAAAGAAUUACUAACCAGGUAACUGGAAAGGUGGGACAAGAACCCAAUGGUAUUAGUGGAGGCAGCCACCUGCAAGGAAGCUGUUUUCCCAAGGCUGGGGGAGCAAAGGCAAGAUAUUGGACUUAUUAAAAGUUAGGCAUUUGGAGAGUGGGCAUGUGGGCUCAAUUUCAGAUUUUUGAGACUGGGCAGGGUGGGGGAUACUCCUCAGUGGGUUCUGGUGUCCUUGAGCUUGGAGGAAAUUUCCAGCGGGGAGGGUAUCUCAGUCUCUGUGGAGGGGAAGCUCGUUGGCUGAGGUUGAUUCUGGGAUGGUUGAGAAAACCAAAAACUGGACUCAAAUGCUUCUGGAAGGAAUUGACCCUGCCUGAGAGAACAAGAAGCGUUGCCAGUGGAAACAGACAGGGACAGGAAGCCAGCAGAGGGGUAAACAGGAAGCAAACCAGGAGAGAAUUCCUUCCUCCCCUUCCAGCCUCGCUGCCCCAUACCCCCUAUGGGCAGAAGGUAUCAGGGAGGAAAGCAGGAAUGUGGUUUGCAGAAUCCUGAAUGCCAACAUCUCAGCAUUGGAUGAAAGGAUAGACUUGAAGCCAGGAAUACAUUAGCUUCAAAACUAGCACGCUGGUGUUCUGAGUGAGCCCACCUUGCUCCACCAGGCACCUGAACUUGGAAUUGAGAUGUUUACUCCUUGGUGGGUUUACAAAGCGGCAGUGGGGGCGUGAGUGUCCCCUGCUGAGAAAUGGAGGAUUUCCUCCCCUGUACUACUUUAAGGUUUGCCUUGUGGAGUCAAGUUGGCAGGGGAGAAGUUCCUGGCUGGACACCAGCUGUAAUUUGUCAGACCACACUUAGCACUGGUCCAUCCGUGCUCUGGGCAGUUCCCAAUUGGCCCCAAAGCAAGUGAUGUUAAACUUAGUCUCAAAGCAGACAGACUUUGUCUUUAGAUGCAAGGGGAAUCUGGUUAUGAUAGGGAGACCUAGCUGAUGUCACGACUGGGGUUUAUCUAUUGACUAUAGCAUGCCUCCAUUGGUAGCUUCACCUGAAUUUCUGUAUUUAUAUUCGUGAAGCAGUUGAUACGCAUCUUGCUUCCCUAACAGACAUGUAGAGGCAAGUUGCUAUAAAUGCCAUUUGAAGAAGUCAAGUUUGCCCUACACAUGCAUACUCUCCAUACAGGAAUCUUGCAGAAAUUUUGGCACUCACCUCUGGCUGCUGUGAGUAGCGUUGGGACAGCUUCACACAUUAGGAGCCCUGGACCCAUUCCUGGGUUGCCAGGUUUUGGCCAGAAUGAAUUCUUGCAAAAAUAUAGGUGGUUUCCAGUGAAUGUGAAUGACUGUAUUUCGUGUCCGUGGAUCAUUUAUAGACAUGGAAGCAGGUGGUAAAUUCCUCCCAAUGAGAAUUUUUCUCUCUUCUCUCCUUUCAUGGGAGUUUAAAGCCAGAGUAUAUUUUGGGUAGAUUUGGGAGUAGAUUUGCCUUUCUGGGAGCACAGGGAUGUCUCUCAGGUUCUCAUGAGCAAAGCUAGUUUCAGCAAAUGUCUAACAUUGAGUGUUAGAGUUUAUCGAGAUUUGGGAUUAUUUCUUCCAAUCCCUCUUUGAGGGCAAAG
This is a messenger RNA of Lutra lutra (Eurasian river otter), 2833 nucleotides long. It is a transcript of the gene CDRT4, whose product is annotated as CMT1A duplicated region transcript 4. The record is from RefSeq and is a predicted model, not a curated record. The transcript is spliced from 4 exons. The coding region runs from base 325 to 927 and encodes 200 amino acids. NCBI's taxonomy places the organism in Eukaryota, Metazoa, Chordata, Mammalia, Carnivora, Mustelidae.